AUGUAUAACAAUUAGACAGUUCAGUUAGUUGGUCGAUUGAGUCCUAAAACAAAGAUUAAUCUAGAAUAACAAAACUUACAUAAGCUUUCCAAUAAAAUGUUAGCUAAACACAUUAAUCCUGACAUUGCACUUGUACCAAUGCUUGAUGACAUUAUACCAUGUAGUAUCAAAAUGAGUAUCAGUUAGUGAAAUUUUGAAUUAGAGAAAAAUGUUGUAAUCGGUUUAACCGAUCCAAUAUUAUGAAGAACAAAGACCAUCAAGAACUAUUUUUACAACUCAACCAAAAUCUCAAACACAUAAGUCUUCAAGAUCAAUAAAGUCUAAUUCAACUCAUAGAGAUCAAAAAUCAAGAAUGUCUAAUCAAAAAUAUGAAUUAAUGAGUUGUUGUUCAUGUUCUUGUUGUGGAUGCAGUAGAAAAAGUUCAACAAGACUAAAGAAAUCUCCAACACCCACUCCUAAAGUAAGAAGAAAUUAUUAAGAAAACCCAUCAACUAAUAAAUCUAAUAAAUCUAUAAGUAUAAUUAUUUAUUUAUAUUGUUUAGAAUAAUCUUCAAUUGCUAGUUCAGAAUCAAAAAAAGUUAGAAAAUAAAAAAUUUUGAAUUCUUCCUAAUAAACUAAAUAAAAAUGUGAAUAUCAUCAUUAUGAACACAGAUAAUCACAUUUAACUACUCAUUAAUCAAAUAGAAAACCAAGACCUUCAAGUGCUGCUAUGAUAAAUCCUGAAACAGCUAGAAAAUAAAAAUUGAAAGAAUAUUAAGAAAAAUAGAAAUUAUUACAAAAUUUAUAUAGUGCUAAAUAACUUUAACCAUAACCUAGAGAAUAAAGUCUAUCAAAAGUUGCAUGGAGAGCAGAUAUAUCAAGAGUAUUAUUUAUAUUUAUAUUAUUUAGAUUGAAGAAGGUAAAUUAAGAAAAAGUAGAAUUGAAAAAAUUGUUUAAGUUUAAAAAGAAAUAUUAAAUAAAUCUUUAUCAAGACAUAGAAGUGCAUCAAAAUAAGAAUCAAAAAAGAUUGUACCUCCUCCUGAUCCUCAAAAAUUGAAAUUAUUAGAUCAAAGAAAAAAAUUAAUGGAAAAGAAAGAUCAAAAAAUCAUUCAUGAUAAAAAAGAAGCUUAAAGAUUAAAAUAAGUUCUUAAUUAAUUAAAAAAAUAAAAAUAAGAAGAAAAAGAAUUAAAAAAUAAAAAAACAGAAUAAUUAUCUAAAUUAGAAAAAUAUCAAAAAGAAAAUAGAUUAUAAUGUAAAAAAAAAAGAUUUGAACCAACAGAAUAAUAAAUAGAAUAAGCAUUUUAAAUAAUAUCAAGUGAUAAAAUAGAUAAUGAAUAAUCAAUCAAAUGA
Paramecium pentaurelia is the source of this 1329-nucleotide messenger RNA. NCBI's taxonomy places the organism in Eukaryota, Ciliophora, Oligohymenophorea, Peniculida, Parameciidae. The record is from the annotation of a GenBank genome assembly.